Molecule: messenger RNA, 2875 nt
Organism: Gopherus evgoodei (Goodes thornscrub tortoise)
Lineage: Eukaryota; Metazoa; Chordata; Testudines; Testudinidae
Gene: GPR146
Product: G protein-coupled receptor 146
Exons: 5
Coding region: 926-1927 (333 amino acids)
Biological process (GO): G protein-coupled receptor signaling pathway
Cellular component (GO): membrane
Molecular function (GO): G protein-coupled receptor activity
Source: RefSeq, a predicted model, not a curated record
AUGAAAGCCAGGAAAGAACACAUUACACAGUGUUUCUUCUGAGAACUAGCUAGCCUCCAGUGAUUGAAAUCAAUAAAAACAGUCGGCAUGGGGCCCAGUGGGGGAAGAGAGAAAUCUCUACUACAGCAUUCAGUUUGCUUUCCACUUUCUCCGUCUUCCUAAAGUUAAACUUUGAACACCGAGACAAACUACAUUUUCAGCACUCAGAUGAUUUUGAGAGGGAUGGUGGGAAGAUAAUGUUUUAAUUUUCCUUCUGCUUUCUAUGCUCCUUCUGCUCUCUUACGGAGUUCAGAAAAUGAAAGAGUUGUUUUUAAUUUGAAUCCUGCCUGGAAAAACUUCUAUGGACAAGUGCAUCAUCCUACACUUCAGAAAAGGGAUGAAUUUUACAGUGAAAGGAUGUUAAGUGGUGAAAGAGAAAAGAAAAAAUGGAAUCUUAUUCAGCAAAAAGUACACUCACUGGCUAGAACGUCAACCACUGCUGUGAAAGCUUCUGAAACUGCAUUCAAAAGAGUAAGACCAUUGCAAUACACAGUCUAACGCAGCUGAAACUUAUAAAAAUACAUGCUCAACGCAAAAGACAGGAUCACAAGGAAAACAGUGGGAUUUCAGACUACACUGCGGAAAAAGCCAAAAUUUCAUAGAUUGAACUGAGAAAUGAGACAUCGGAGGUUUUGCUGAACUUAUUCUGAAAACGGUUCCAAUACCAGCAAAAUGUUUCUGUCUGCGAUCAAGAAACCCAUUUGCUACAGCCUCAAACAACAGGGUCGUGCUUACCGGAGAAACAAGACAGCCCUUUUCAGUCUACUUCCUUUCUCUGAAAUGUUACUUACCAACUGUGUUUGGACCUUGAAGUACAAAGGAGUGUGCAACAUGAACUGAAGAAAAGCUGGUAACCAGAAGAGAAGAUAGAAAAGUUAAGAUCACUAUGUGGCACUGUGAAGCUUUCAAUGGUACCAAGAACAGCGAGAACCAGCAUCUCUGCCAUGACUUCCAUUUGGUUCUUUUCAUCUUUUCCCUACUCUACCUCAUCAUCUGUUUUCCAGUUGGCCUUUGUUACAAUGCCCUGCUUGUCCUAGUUAAUCUCUGUAACAAAGCAACUAUGACAAUGCCGGAUGUUUACUUUGUCAAUAUUGCAAUUGCUGGCCUCAUCAUCAGUGCAAUGGCACCAAUGUACCUUCUAGGACCUGCCAAUACAAAAUGGGUCAUCUGGAAUAUUAACAAUGAAGUUUAUAUUACAUUACUCAUUUUAUUCAAUGUUUCAUCUUUAGUUAUCAUGUACUCUACUACAUUGCUCAGCCUGGACUACUACAUUGAACGUGCUUUACCAAGAACUUAUAUGUCAAGCGUGUACAACACAAAACACGUCUGUGGGUUCAUCUGGGGAGGAGCCAUGCUUACAAGUUUUUCAUCUCUCUUAUUCUACGUCUGCAAUCAUGUAUCCACUAAAAUAAUUGAAUGUUCCAAGAUGCAAAACAAAGAAGCAGCAGAUGCCAUUAUGGUUUUUAUCGGGUAUGUCGUACCAGCUCUUGCUGUACUGUAUGCAUUUGUGUUAAUUUUGCGAAUACGUCAUGAGGCUACACCACUGGACCAAGACACUGGAAGAUUAGAUCCUUCAGUGCACAGGCUUUUGAUUGCUACAGUCUGUACACAGUUUACACUAUGGACACCCUACUAUGUAACUCUUUUGGUAAACACAUUUAUUAAUGUGCAAGGAAAACUUACAGAUGAGAAUUACAUCCGAAUAUUACGUUUUAUGAAGGGUUUAUCAAAAUUGUUGGCUUUCUCAAGUAGUUUUGUAAUGCCUCUACUCUACCGAUAUAUUAACAAAAAUUUUCCCCACAAGUUACGACGGCUGCUUAAAAGAAUACACUGUGGAAAUCAAGGAUGUUCUCAUGAACGCACAGUAGUACAGCAAGUUAUGACGUAGGUAUGAAAGAAUCUCAUGGUGCUCUAUUACUGCAGUACUUUGUAUACUGUACUCAGUAUGUGACAAUAUUUUGUUGAUUCUUAAAGAUCAUUUAUAUGGGAGCACCUAGCAAGGAGGCUUGAAAAGAGCUUCCAUUAUAACUAAAUGAUUUACAGUUUAAACCUACAGGUAGUAAAAAUGGGUGCAAAAAAUCUCUUAAGCGUCUGUCUACAUGUUAUAAUACCUGUGUUUUCCAGUAUUUUCAAUGCACUGAGUCAGUUAAAAAGCAAAAGCUUUGUCUUCACAGUUCUAAUAAUCUUGUCUGAAGAAAUCACUUAGGGGUUAAAUGAAGCCUUGAUUGAAUACACAGCACUUUGUUAUCUUAUACAGGAAAAAGUAGUAUUUUACUCUCCAUAUAAAGGAAGACAAUUGUUUUAAUUUUAAAAGUAGAGAUAUUCUUGGUGGUGGUGAAGACAGCAUCUUUUCAAUGAAGAUUAUCUCUGUUAAAGAUCAGACUGUUCAACUAUAUAAGUUUUAAUAGUGAAGUGUUAAUUAUGACUUACUUUAGUAUUUAAUUAAUUUGCUUCUUCUCCCUUCCCCAAAGAAGGGAAGAAGACCCUAAAAUGCAAUUCUAAGAAAGGAUAUUCUUAUGCAGACUUAGCUACAUUUUAAUAUCUUUGACAAAUCAAAUUUUCCUAGAUGUAACAAUUAACAAACAUACAUUUAAGUCUUCAUUGCUCUCUGUGUAUCAUAAAAACAUUUCAAUGAUUCAGAAAUAUUUAUUAACUAUUUUAAGGGAAUGAAGAGACAUUUGCUCUGCAUAUUAAAACGAAGGAUACAAUGGUUCAUGAAGUUAGAGUGAAAGUAAAAUGAACAUGGUUGAAGAAUGUUUGGCUAAGUGUUAUGGUCCAUAAAAGUUCAUGUAACUAGAGUGAAUUAUUUUAAACAAAUAAAUAUGUUUCUAAUGAA